AAAAUUUAUAUAACAUGAUAGCAAAGUGUAUAAACGCCUGUUUAUAUACCUAAUACGGAAAAUAUAGCUUUUGGUAUGUGUUUAAAUAAGUAUUUUUGUUGAAUAAUAAAUCUAUAUCCUUCCCAAUAACAAAAGAGGAAUUGCCAAUGCGGCCUUUGUGCCGAUUCUAGUGAACAAAAGACAAUCCCAAUGCUAACAACAAACAACUGGAAAGACCUCGCCAGAAGGCUGGUUACUAUGGAGAUGGUAGCUUGUUAGGUUACUUUCCACUGUCCGCCGGAAGCCGACUCCAUUUGAGAUAGUACACGCGGUUAUCGAUUAGAAUCGUUGCAAAAAAGGCACCUUGUUCUGGAAUAAAACGCAGUACGUAGGCAGUUACCCAUUCCGACACAUCAUUGCCAUUGUUUAGGGAACACAACAAACUGCUGCCUCCUUCUGUAUGGAAUAGAAGUAAGGCUUUGAGGUUCCAACACAAUGGUUUGAGCACGAUGGCGUUCCUACGGGCAUAAGCAAAAAUCCGAUAAUAUGAAUCAAACUUCAAACUCCCUCCCCAGAGGUUACCAUCGGAAUUGGGCGCAAACUGGAGCGCCAACAAUGGGAGGCGUCAGCUUUUCCUUCCGUUUCAUAACGGUGGAAAAAUGUGAACGCGUUUUUCUUCAACAUCGGAGCGUCGUGCUGAUAACGUGCAAUUUUGUGACGGCAGCCCGUAGUUCAAUGCAAAACAGGUUUGCAACAGUUCAGGUAGUUUUCACCCUUUUUUCCAAGCGCUAGUUGCUGCAAUUGUUUCGCGAGACGUUAUGGCGUCCGGAAGUGUUGCGGAAAAGUGCAUAGUUUUUUGAACGUUUUUAUGUGUUAUUGCUUUUAAAGGGGAUUUGUGUCACUGGAAAAUUCUAACGAUCACAGGGGGCACCGAAAGAAAGGUGUUGAUAAGAAAGAAUGAACAUCGGUUGUACUGCAUGCAUUUGAGUGUGGUUGUGCAAUGCGGGAGUAGUGAACUGAAAUGAGUACAACGGAAGGACGACCUCGGCAUACAAGCGGAUGUCGAUUCGAGCGCAAAAGUGAAAGUGACACUAAAAGUUAAAUGUACCGUUUGUGUUAUGUUGCUGUUACCGGAUUAUUUUAAGAUAAUGUUUUGUUAUUGAAGUCCUUCCCUUCCUUCGUUCGGAAAAUAAACAUGCCAAAACAUCACACUCCCCACUCUCCAGUACAUCAUCACCAUCAUCCACCUCCACCAUCCUGCAAUGAUCAUCUGGCACACUCGAUCGAUCUGGCCACAACGCUCCGGAGCGAGUUGGCCGCGUCGACAUACAAGCGAGACAGGCUUAUGGCAGAACUGUCGGACGUUAAGAGCUCGCUGUGUUCUAAAGAAAGUGAGUGUGAAUCUUUGCGUGCCCAAAGUGCUCGCCAGACGUCAUUGAUCGGUUCCUUGCAACAACGACUGGCAGCGGCCGAGCAGCGGGAAAAGACACUUCACAGCCGAAGUGAAACGGUCAUGCACACACUGCACCGCGACAAGAGCCACCUAGAGGAUAAGAUCAAGGAACUAAGCGGAAAGCUGCACCGUUUGCAGUGUGAGCUAACGAAGGAGGAAGGGUUGCGCGACCAGGCACGUUGCCAGCUGCAGGAUCUGGUGCGACGACUCUGUCUGGUGCUGGGGGUGGAUGUGUGCGACGGUGCUCAUCUGACGCCAGAAUGUGUGCUUGCCAAGACGGGCGAAACGGUGUCGGAAGUGCAGAGACUGCGGGCAAAGUUGGCCGGUACCUGUGAGAACCUAUCCUCGACCGAAUCGGAGCUGUUGAGUACGAAGGCGGCUGCUUCGGCGGAGAAGACUCGGCUUCACACACAGAUCGAGGGUCUGCAGUCACUGGCGCAGGGUUUAGAGGGACGGUGUCGACAGGCAGAACGUGAUCUGCAGGUGACGCGCGAUCGGUUGGCUGAAUGUGAAGUUACCGGUGAUAAACUGAGAGAGGAAUUGAGAGGAUUUGAGUCACGCUGCUGCAGAUUGCAGAAUAGCUAUGAUCGGUUGCAGACGGAGCGCUUGCAGUUCCUGCGUACGAUUGCAACGAUCGUAGGAGUCAGCGAACCAUGUGAGAAUAACCUCCGGGACAAAAUCCGGGACCUGACCAAUCAUAGCCAGGCAUUGCAUGAUCAAGUUUCCCAGCUUCGUGAACAACACCACCAGGAAGCUGCUAAGCAUCGCGAACACCAGGAAGCUAGUGCCUGCCGAUUGAAGGGGGAGGAGCAGCACCGGAUGAAUCUGGAGGAUCGGCUCGAGAAAGCGUGCCACGAACUGCAACACUUCCGAUCGGAACACGCGACGCUGAGCGAGUACCUAUUACGGUUGGCGAGAGCACUCUGCUGGAGUGAAUGCACGGAACCACCUGCACCGGGCAGUGACACAACGAUCCUCAGCGAAACGUUGCUCGAACGUGCGGAGCGUCUGGCAAACCAUCACGAGCAUCAUAUCCACGGCACGUGUGAUAAGAGCUGCUGGGAGGCUAUCAACCAUAACCAUCAUCACCAUCAUCACACCUCGCUUUCCCAUUCGGCGUCAAAAAUACGCCGCGAGCGUUCAUGCACCGAUCUACCACUGAAGGAAAGCUCUACCCUGUACCAUAUGCAGCGCAAGGUGCGCGUACUGAAGGAACAGAUCCAGCGACGCGAUCUUCAUCUUGAGCUGCUGCGGCGCAAGAUUGCCCUGCUGGAGGAUAACGCAAGGGGGAAAGCCACAUUACAAACCGAGCGGGACGAGGCUAUGCACAAGGCAAGGAAGAACUCGAAGCAAGCCGAACGAACCACCCAGCAGUUGGCGGAAGUGAAGGCCCAGCUGGCGGAAGUGAAGCACCAGUUGACAGAAGCUUCCGAGUACAAGAUUACUGCCCUCGAGCGGGCCCGCAAGUGUGACGAGCUGCAAGCUCGGUUGUGCGAUCUCGAAACGGAACGGGAGCGGCUGGUUGGACAGUUGGCCUCGUAUAAAUCGCGUGCCCGAUCCGCGGUGGAAACUUCACACGAUCGCCGUGUGCGCGACGAGCAUGCAAUGUCGCAUCUUCGGGAGGAGCUGUCGCGUGUGAAAUUGCAGCUGGCCGACACAAACCACCGACUGUCGCAGCUGCAGGUCUUCCGCACCUCGGUCGCGAAGCUGCUGCACGUGUCGGACUGUGCCGAUUCGGAAAUUCUACAGAAGCUGCAAUCGGUGUGCAGCGACCACGGUCAUCAUCACCGUCAUCAUCGGCACCACAGUGCGUCGAAUCUAUCCAACCGCCGGUACGAUUCCUCCUCACCAUCGGGUGAGGCGCACGUGUCCCGGUACGAUGACAUAUUGACGGGAGGCGGAUCUGGUGCUGCCGGAUCGCAAUCGAUCGGUUGUCGUCCGCUUAGCUCCAGCCCGGUUCACAAUCGACGCUACAUUGAUUCGGGAUUUAAUGAUCACGAUCAUCACUUUGAGGAUGAUUUUGAUUUUCAUAAAAAAUAUUAGUUCACUGCCGAGGCAGAAUCCCGGCCACCACCCAAACAUCACAGCGUGUAUUCGACGACAGAACGCAGUUGUUCACUGCCAGCGAAAGAAGAAGUUUUCGAAAAGAGCGUUUUUGGAUGGAUUACAAAGAAAUACAGCAAAAGUAAUACUGUUUGGCAAGAUUAUGCUUAA
Messenger RNA from Anopheles arabiensis, 3646 nucleotides. Its product is annotated as coiled-coil domain-containing protein 170. The transcript is spliced from 10 exons. The coding region runs from base 1175 to 3475 and encodes 766 amino acids. Lineage: Eukaryota; Metazoa; Arthropoda; Insecta; Diptera; Culicidae. The record is from RefSeq and is a predicted model, not a curated record.